This is a messenger RNA of Cynoglossus semilaevis (tongue sole), 7719 nucleotides long. RefSeq names its product patched 2 (gene ptch2). Gene Ontology annotation, biological process: negative regulation of smoothened signaling pathway. The transcript has 24 exons. Gene Ontology annotation, cellular component: plasma membrane. The coding region runs from base 1417 to 5910 and encodes 1497 amino acids. The record is from RefSeq and is a predicted model, not a curated record. NCBI's taxonomy places the organism in Eukaryota, Metazoa, Chordata, Actinopteri, Pleuronectiformes, Cynoglossidae. Gene Ontology annotation, molecular function: hedgehog family protein binding; smoothened binding; hedgehog receptor activity.
UCGUUUUUCAAACUAAAACACUGAAAAUCAAUUAAAUGCAUUUUUGUUUUUCUUUGAAUGACCCACAGCCAGGUACCGAUCUAGGGCCCAGUGGUUGGGGGGCACGGAAUUUGCACAAAAUUGAAAACAUUAGGAUAAAUUUGUUGAUAUUGAACUAGAUUUUUUUCCCCACACUCUCUAAUCUCUAAUCUCUAAUCUCUAAUUUAAUGAUCAUCAGGAUCUGUGACAAACGUAGGUGUGGUCAGUUUAGAACGGUAGUUAACCUUGGACCUGAGUACCUGGACAAGACACACACAGAAAGAAAGUGGGAUCAAACAUGUGACCUUCUUCCUGUAAGGCAAGAGUGCUAACCACUCUUCCACUAUGCGGCAAUAAAAAUGACACCUCUUAUUAACUUCACUGUGACUUUAUUUUCAAAAAGGUUUCCAGAACCUCGUCAGAGUCAGAAAUCUCAAACAUGAGAGAUGUGUGAUCCUCUCCUAAAGAAAAAAACUCAGAUGUGUUUACAUUCUUGAAUAAAAAGCUGUGUUUUUUUUCUUUUUCUUUUUCUUUCAGUGAUUACAGUCUGUUGAUGAGACGGUGGAGCUGUAAAGCGGUGUGCGUGCCUGUCGCUGUGAUAUCAAUCGAUGGCAUGUGCGAUUUCCCGGCCGCUGGGAAUAAUGUUCACAGUGAGAGCAAGUGAGGCGCACAGGGCAGGCUACAGGCUGCAGACUACAGGCUCUGUGCAUGCGUGCGUGCGUGCGCCCGUGCGCGCGUCGUGCAGAGUUUAUUGAAAGAGUUCCUCUCUCUCCCUCCGUUCCUCCUCCCCUCUCUUUCCUCCCCCUCCUCCCCGUCCUCCUCCCCCUCCUGCUCUCCCUCCCUGCAGCCCAGGCAGCAGCAGCCUGGGUGGUCCCCCUCUCUCUCCACUUUGGUGAGCUGUUGCUUAGCAGCUAAUAAUAGGCGAUGUUUGCAAAGUAAUUUGCCUCUUCCUUGGCCAAUGGGAGCCGCAGCACUUUUCCAUCAAACCUCCCUUUUCAGGAUUUGCAGAGAGGCGAACUUCUCCAAAUGUUACCGCUGCAGGAUCAGAGUUAGACUUGACACGGACGCCUCAGACGUAGGCUACUACUACUACUACUACUACUACAACUACUACUACUACAAGUACAACUACCACCACUACUCCUCGCUGAGACGUCGUUUCAUGAACUGUCGGGACGAAUGAAGACUGAAGGAUUUUUACGGAUUUCGGCGCAUAAUGUUGGGAUGGAGUUUCGAGACUCGUUUGGCUCCAGGGAAGACUAGAAACCCUUCUCCGGACUUGUCGCCGGCGCUCCUGGAUGCGCUCCUCUUCUAUGUUGGAUUAUUAUCGCCUUUGUUACUAAACUCUCACCGAUUCUCAGCCGCUUUUCUCCGCGCACAGCUCACCCUCUUUGGACCAUGGCCUCGGAUCACGGGGUCCCAGGGGCCGGCGUCUAUGGAGAUUUACCCCCGAGUUAUGCGCGCUCCCAGCCGUCUGCGGACUCAGAUCUGCUCCGCAGACCCAGCUACUGCAACGCCGCGUUCGCACUUAAACAGAUCUCAGAGGGUAAGGCGGUAGGUCAAAAAGCUCCUCUCUGGAUCCGAGCGAGGUUCCAGGCCCUCAUGUUCACGCUGGGCUGCCACAUCCAGAGACACUGUGGAAAGGUUCUCUUUAUUGGACUCUUAGUAUUUGGGGCUCUGUCUGUGGGACUCCGAGUCGCCGCCAUCGAAACCGACAUCGAAAAGCUGUGGGUGGAAGCUGGCAGUCGAGUGACGACGGAGCUCCGUUACACCAGAGAGAAGCAAGGAGAGGAGUCAGUGUUUACCUCACAGAUGCUCAUCCAGACCCCCAAAGAAGAGGGCACCAAUAUUCUCACCCAGGAGGCUUUGCUGGUUCACUUGGAAGCUGCUCUCUCUGCCAGCAAGGUCCACGUGUCACUCUUUGGAAAGUCAUGGGAUCUAAAUAAAAUUUGCUACAAAUCAGGAGUGCCUGUUAUAGAAAAUGUCAUGAUCGAAAGGGUGAGUUGGAAAACAGAUUUUUUUUAUCCCUGUNNNAUAAUCACUCCGUUGGACUGUUUUUGGGAAGGGGCCAAACUACAGGGAGGCUCCGCCUAUUUACCGGGCAUGCCAGACAUUCAGUGGAUGAAUCUAGAUCCAGUCAAGCUGAUGGAGGAAUUAAGUCAGUAUACGUCACUGGAGGGAUUCAAGGAGAUGUUGGACAAAGCUCAGGUGGGCCACGCUUAUAUGAACAGAUCCUGUCUUGAUCCCGCCGAUCCAGACUGCCCUCUCAGUGCACCCAACAAAGACAAAGGAGAUAGUCCUGACAUUGCCAGGCAUCUCCAGGGUGGUUGCCAUGGCUUCAGCCGGAAGUUCAUGCACUGGCAGGAGGACCUGAUCCUUGGUGGUCUGGUCAAAAACAGCCAGGAUAUACUGCUGAGCGCGGAGGCUCUCCAAACCAUGUUCCUGUUGAUGAGCCCUACGCAGCUGUAUGAGCACUUUAAAGACGACUACGAGAUCCAUGACAUCAACUGGAACGAAGAGAAGGCCACUGCUAUCCUCGAGAUGUGGCAGAGGAAAUUUGUGGAGGUGGUCCAUCAGAGUAUUCCCACAAACUCCAGCCAAUCCAUCCACGCUUUUUCCACCACCACCCUCAACGACAUCAUGAAGUCCUUCUCUGACGUCAGCGUCAUCAGGGUGGCCGGAGGAUACCUUCUCAUGCUGGCUUAUGCCUGUGUGACCAUGCUGAGAUGGGACUGUGCCAAGUCCCAGGGGGCCGUGGGGCUGGCCGGGGUGCUGUUGGUGGCGCUGUCAGUGGCUGCAGGACUGGGUCUCUGCUCCCUGAUGGGCUUGUCCUUCAAUGCUGCCACCACACAGGUUCUUCCCUUCCUGGCUCUAGGCAUUGGUGUGGAUGACAUGUUUUUGUUGGCUCACUCCUUCACAGAAGCUGGAAGUAACAUUCCACUCAAGGAGCGAACAGGAGACUGUCUGCGUCGCACCGGCACGAGUGUGGCUCUGACCUCCCUCAACAACAUGAUUGCAUUCUUUAUGGCCGCUCUUGUGCCCAUCCCUGCUUUGCGAGCGUUCUCUUUGCAGGCGGCCAUUGUGGUUGUGUUCAACUUCGCCAUGGUGCUGCUCAUCUUCCCCGCUAUCCUCAGUCUGGACCUCCACCGACGCGAGGACAAGCGUUUGGACGUCCUCUGCUGUCUGUACAGCCCGUGCUCAGACCGCGUCAUCCAGCUGUCUCCCCAAGAACUGUCUGACGCCGGGGAGCAGCCGCAUACGCCCACAACAGCCACCGCACAUGCGCACCAGUACUCUGGAGGGUCCACAAUCACCACCAGUACCCAGAUCACCACCACCGUGCAGGCAUUCACGCAAUGCGACGCUGCGGGUCAACAUAUUGUGACUAUUUUACCACCUACCUCCCAGAUCUCCACCAGCCCACCUUCUAUCAUCCUGCGGCCCACAACCCAAGCUCAAGCGCUCACACCUUCGCCCUCUUCCACCUCAGUGCCUGAUCCUUAUGGCUCCCAGCUCUUCACUCCUACCUCCAGCUCCACACGAGACCUUCUAGCCCAGGUGGAGGACUCUAAAUCAGGGAAGAAGUGCGUCCCGCUCCCUUUCAUGCACUGGAAUCUCUCCACCUUCGCCAGAGAAAAAUAUGCCCCUUUACUCCUGAAGCCAAAAAGCAAAGCUAUAGUGGUGAUCCUCUUCCUGGGCCUGCUGGGCCUCAGUCUGUACGGAACCACAAUGGUGCACGACGGCCUCUACCUGACCGACAUUGUGCCACGGGAUACCAAGGAAUAUGAUUUCAUCGAUGCCCAGUUCAAGUAUUUCUCCUUCUACAACAUGUAUCUGGUUACCAUGGAUGGAUUUGACUACGCCCGCUCGCAGAGGCUGCUGAUCCAGCUGCACAACGCCUUCAACUCUGUAAAAUACGUGGUCAGAGGCAGCGACAACAAACUGCCCCGCAUGUGGCUGCACUACUUCUAUGACUGGCUCAGAGGUCUCCAGGCUUCUUUCGAUGCCGACUGGCAGGCAGGACGGAUUACAGCUGACAGCUAUCGUAACGGCACAGAGGACGGAGCUUUGGCGUACAAGCUCCUCAUCCAGACCGGCUCCAAGAAAGAGCCUUUUAACUACAGCCAGCUGAUCUCUCGCCGACUGAUAGACGCAGAGGGUCUGGUCCCUGCUGAGGUUUUUUACAUUUACCUGACAGUCUGGGUCAGUAAUGAUCCUCUGGGCUACGCUGCCUCCCAGGCAAAUUUCUGCCCUCGUCCCAGAGAGUGGAUUUACGACAAGUAUGACACCACAGGAGAGAAUCUGCGCAUCCCGGCGGCAGAGCCUCUGGAGUUCGCCCAGUUUCCCUUCUACCUCAAUGGUCUUCGUCAGGCGAGUGACUUUGUGGAGGCCAUUGAGAGUGUGCGGGCCAUCUGUGACGAGUUUAGCCGAAAGGGAGUCUUCAACUACCCUAACGGAUACCCAUUCCUGUUCUGGGAGCAGUACAUCGGGCUUAGACAUUGGUUUCUGCUGGCCAUCAGCGUGGUUCUGGCCUGCACUUUCCUGGUCUGUGCCAUUCUCCUGCUCAACCCUUGGACUGCUGGCAUCAUUGUGUUUAUUUUGGGCAUGAUGACGGUGGAGUUGUUUGGAAUCAUGGGUCUGAUUGGCAUCAAGCUGAGUGCCAUCCCUGUGGUCAUUCUGAUUGCCUCUGUGGGCAUUGGAGUGGAGUUCACGGUUCACAUUGCACUGGGCUUCCUGACAGCGAUUGGCAACAGAAACAAGCGCUCGGCGGUGGCUCUGGAGCACAUGUUUGCUCCCGUGGUUGACGGAGCGAUCUCCACGCUGCUGGGUGUGCUCAUGCUGGCAGGAUCUGAGUUUGACUUCAUAGUGAGGUACUUCUUUGCGGUGCUGGUCAUCCUGACUGUGUUGGGGAUACUGAACGGCUUAGUACUCCUGCCCGUCCUCCUCUCCAUGAUGGGGCCUUCAGCUGAGGUCACUCCAGCAAAUAACGCCAGCAGGCUUCCCACGCCGUCCCCUGAACCGCCUCUUCCUCCACCCCUGACCCACCAUGGAUACUACACAGGUCAUCACAACCCACGGUCAACCCGCCAGCAUGCGUUUUCCGAGUCGUCGGACUCCGAGUAUUACUCCGAGGUUACCACCACCUCAGGUAUCGGGGAUGUGGAUUAUAAGUACUGCGACCGCAGCCCGUACAUCACAUCUCACGCUGGUGUUCCAUCUGCUACGUCUCACAUACUACUGGAAGCCAGCAAGAACCCCAGCUACCCUAAGCUCACGGUGGUGAAGCCGUUCAAAGACAACGGGACAGGCGUUGGAGGGAGGAUAGAACCUUCAAAUGAAUCAAACUACAGCGCACCGUCCCAGGUUACCUGCUGGGAUGGAGGCUCACGGGAGCAGCAGCAGCAGCAGCAGCAGCAGCAGGACCUGCAGAGACUCCGGUCUCAGCCCAACCAACAUUUACCCAGUGACAGAGCUCACUUUCCUGGGAGGACUUGUCCAAGCGGCCCCAGGAUUCAGAACAGCAGAGGGCCCCAGGCAAACAGGACUAAAGGGCCAAACUAUAACAAUAGCACCUCCGCCUUGCCAUUGCAGCAGGGCUCGACCGGAGGUGCAGUGACCAUGGUCACGGCCACGGCCUCUGUGACGGUGGCGGUACAUCCAAAUUUGCCCGGAGCGGCGUACGAAGGCUACAUGCAUGAAGGUUUUGACACCGACAGUGAGUCCAACUGUUUUGAGGCUGCUAAGAGGACCUACGGUGAAAAAACAAACUUUUCUUCAUGUAAGAGAACCUCUAUAGAGAUUCAGGACCUGGAGGACAUGCAGUGCCAGACGCAGCAUCAGCUCAGCAAGACACAAGGUGGGUUGAGGAUCCAGAUAGCUAAGGACUGCUAGACCACCCGUCACCCUGUGCCUUCUAACUAUAAACAAAAAACAAAAAAGACCUCUGGCUGCUUCCCAGAGCACCUUGACCCUCACGGGGUGUCACAUCUUCUUGCCUUGAACUCUUUCUUGUGACUGUACAUACAACUUCACAGAGUGGAUUUUAUUUCAAGAGAAAAAAACAAAAAGAGCAAAUGGACUUGUUUUAAGAGUUAUAUGAUAUAAAUCUAUGAGUAUAUAUUUUAAUACUAAAAAAGGAGGGAAGCUAUUUAAGAAGAGUACUGUAUAAAUUGGGUAUACUCUUGUGUAAAAGGUCAGAUGUGAAAGAUUAUUUUUAGGUGAGCGGGGGGCGGGGUUACUUCCCCCCCGUUCUCCUGCCAGUGUAUAGAAUUUUUUUUAAAAGUGCGAUGUUAAUAAGAUAUCAGGCUAUAGAACAGACAUGGUCAGUGUUUUACUUUUUUUUUUUUUUUUGCUGCUACACUUCAAAAGAGUCAUACGUGAUUUGCCUUAAAAUGCAGUAGCCCCUUUGCCCCUCCUCACUCACGUCAGCGCGCUUGGUUUAGACACAGCAGAGUAAACAAAUAUUUUUCCAUGCAGCUGAUGAUGUUUUAUCUGAACGUCAGAGUAACCGUAGUGCCUUCAGUCCAUCGCUCGUCUGCUGUUCAGCAGCGUUCACAGCUCAGUAUUAUGUUCCUGCAUCAGUGUUUUUUCGGAGGUUCGGUCACAGCUGUCCAUCCGUAGGAAGAUUUUUUUCUCAUACAAUUCUCAAGUUCUGGUCAAUGACUAAUAAUCUUCCGUUUCUCGCCGUCAACUCCACUUAGGAUUAAGCUACAUUUAUCUUCAUUUUUUUUAUAUUUAGAAAGGGAAUCAUUUUAAUACAAUGCAACAUUUUCUGUUCUCUGGUUGUUUCCAGGGGUGGUGACACAUUCAAGCUUGUGUACAUCCCUCUGCUAACCAUUUGGUCCUACUGCUCUGUCCUACUUCCUGUCCGUACAAACCUCAAUAAUAUUUAGGCAUCUAUUAUCCAUAUCUCUCGAUUGGAGUUCCUCUUUAUCGUUCAGUAUUGGUCUCAUCACUGCCAGGUUAAAAUGCAGGGAAAACAUUUUGCCAAUCUUUUUUUUUUCUUUUUAUCAUUUCAUUUUUUAAGUGGCAGCUUUGGUUUUCUUCUGUAAAUAUGAAAGAGAGCAGUUCAGCCGCUUCUUUGCAUUUGUGAAUAACAAGGGCGGGCGAGGCAAAGCACUAUUUACGGUCAGGUGACUGCUCGCAGGUGUCAGACGGAGCGGAGGGGUCGAGGGGGGAGCAUUAGUUUGUAGUUUAUUUCAAAAAAAUUGUUAAUGUCAUGCCAUAUAAAUUAUUUAUAUUAAAAUUUUAUUUUUGUAGUUUGUACAGAUGUUAGUAUCUAGACUGAAGUUAUAUUUUUAAAGAGUAAAUAUAUAUUAUAUAUAAAUAUAUCUAUUUGUUGCUGAGUUUGUUGUUUUUGUUUGGGGUUUUUUUGGGGGGGGACUAUGGGAGGGAGGUAGGGCAUGGCAACACUUUAGAGCAAAAGGCCGUUUUUAUUUUGUUUUUGGAGCAAAGAGUUGAGGAACCGUGAAGGAGAAGGUGUGUAGGAAUGUGUCACCUGGUUUUAAAGUUUCCUCUCAGCCCUUCCUUCUUCAUUAUCAUUGUUUUUUUUUUUGUUUUUGUUUUUGUUUUUUUGUUCUUGUCCAUGUCUAAAACACUGUGACUUUUGAAAUCUAUGCUCAAGAAAACCAUCGUGUGACUGUUUUGUUCCCUCACCUGAUAUAGAAAAUUAACUAACAAAAUAAAUUGAAUGAAAAGUGA